This is a messenger RNA of Owenia fusiformis, 1023 nucleotides long. NCBI's taxonomy places the organism in Eukaryota, Metazoa, Annelida, Polychaeta, Sabellida, Oweniidae. The record is from the annotation of a GenBank genome assembly.
GAGAUAAACAAGAAGUAAGAGAUAAUUAGGAAAAUAUCCCAAAACAAGACAAAUAACUCAAUUCAUCAGUACAACAGGUCAAAAAAUGAAGUACAAGUUUAAAGAAGAAAAUACAUUUGAGCAAAGAUGUAGCGAGUCAACCAAGAUUAGAUCAAAGUACCCAGAUAGGAUACCAGUUGUUGUGGAAAGAGCUCCAAAAUCACAGAUAAAUGAGAUCGACAAACGUAAAUUCUUAGUACCCAAUGAUAUAUCUGUUGCACAGUUUAUGUGGAUUAUCAGAAGACGUAUUCAGCUAGCCUCUGAGAAAGCUCUCUUCCUAUUUGUCGGCAAAGUUCUACCAACCACAAGUGCUAGCAUGGGUCAGAUAUACGAGGAACACAAAGAUGAAGAUGGAUUCUUAUAUAUUGCUUAUAGCGGAGAAAACACAUUUGGGAUGUAGGGACCAAUAACAAUCAAUGUAGCAGUCACAUGAUACUCUGUAGAUGACGGAUAAUCAACAGUGGAUCUGAUCUCUAAAACCCACCAAUACACCAUGACUAUAGUAUUAUUAAAUUCGAUUUUAAUUUUUGUCACCUUUUUAAGUAAGGAUCAUAUAUGCAAUAUGAUACAGUCAAAUAUAUUUUCCUUUCCACUGAUUGGUUGAAUUGACCUGGACAUGAUAUGAUUGUGAAAACACCAAGCACAAACAGACUGGGAAUGUUUAAUACCUUAUAAGGUAUUAAACGCACUGCCCAUAUUUAGAAUACUUAUUUGAAGAGUAUCAAAUUGGAGGAUAAAGGCAGAGAGCCAUUCAGCAUUUUUGUGGAUUAUGUUUUUAAUUUCUACAUAUGUAUAAUAUUCAGGGAACUGUGCAGUAGGGUUUAGUGGACUAACAACCCCCUAAACCUAUGUCAUCUUUUGGUAAUAUAGGAAGUAAAAAUUCAAAUCUUAGUCGUUUUUUAUAGGGGAUGACAUCUCCAAAUUUUUUAUAGGGAAUUAAUUGUGAAAUAUUCCAUUUUGAUAGAAUGUUUGGACCUAUUUAAC